This is a messenger RNA of Pocillopora verrucosa, 1779 nucleotides long. RefSeq names its product probable cysteine desulfurase. The record is from RefSeq and is a predicted model, not a curated record. NCBI's taxonomy places the organism in Eukaryota, Metazoa, Cnidaria, Anthozoa, Scleractinia, Pocilloporidae.
ACGUACACACGGUUUUAGUUCGGCUACACACCCUUAAUCGUCGCAACCUCAAGACAGCUGUGCAACCAUGAGCAGAUUCAAGACCAUCGCUCCACAAGAUCGUCCCACCUUCAAGGUGGCCUUUUUGUACCGCUCUCACGGGCUCAUCUCCCGGGAGACCUUUAUUGCCUUCCAGAAAACUUACGAUGAGAUUGUCAACUGUAUUGUUACUUGCCAAGAUGAAGACGAGCUUUGGAAGUUUGUGCGAAGCAUGUUCAAUUUCGACGACUACGCUGACACAGUUCCAAUUAACGCAGCCAACCUUUCCAUCACCUUCGAUGCAGUUCAACGUCUCAUGAACGCCAUGGCGUUGGAUUGGAACCGAGAUAUUUCCAUCCAGAAGAGGAUCCAGCCUUUUGUGUAUACCAUCCAAGCGGCGAGAGCCCUCGUAGCCAAGCAGUUAAAUGUGGAGCCAAAACUCAUCGCAUUCAUGAGGAAUGGUUCCGACCCUAACGCUGUCAUCAACAACGGAAUGGAUUUUGAACCCGGCGAUGAGGUCGUGGUAUGGAACGAGAAUCAUCCAACAAAUGGUGAUGUAGCGUGGAAGAUUCGCAAAGCACGCUUCCCUAACAUCAACAUUGUCAUAGUCGACUUAGAUGGGGAGACAAAUGAGGAAAAGAUUAUUCACAAGUUCGUAUCCAAAGUGAACAAAAGCACUCGUAUUGUGGCGUUCAGCGAGGUGUCUCACUUGAGCGGCAUGCGCCUACCAGCCAAACUUCUGAUCGAAAAAAUCCACAAGAAGAACAGGAAAGUUCAUGUUCAUUUGGAUGGCGCUCAAAGCUGGGGAGCAUUCAAGCACGACCUCAAAGAAAUCAACUGUGACAGCUACAGCGGAGGGAGUCACAAGUGGUUCCUUGGUCCCAAAGAGACGGGUAUUUUGUACAUGAAGGAAGAAAGUGUGCCAAAUUUCUGGCCCAAAGAUAUUGGGUACAAUGGCGAGAUGAAGCCUCCACCUACCCUCCCGGAUGACUCACUACCACAUGAUGCGUCCAGGUUUGAGAUGGUUGGCCAACGGAACGAUACCAACCUUAUUGGGCUGCUGUAUACUGCGGAUCUGAUGGACUUGAUCGGCUUCGACAGAAUCGAGGAGAGAAUCAAGGCGUUGACCACGCGGCUGAGGGACGGCUUGGACAAGGUGGCGCGCGAACUCGACAAUGUGUUCGUGAUAGAAACUCCGCCGGAAUUGAGCCAGUACCACGGUAUCCUGACCAUCAAGUUUCAAGACGAUCGCGGAACUGGAAAAGGACACAGGCGCAAACAUAAAGGAAAGAAUCAAGAAGAAGCAGAGCCACAAUUGAGCGAAAUGUUGUACGACGCGUUGUAUGAAGAUCACAACAUCGGGGUGUCAACCAAGAAAGGAAAUCGAAUGAGGUUCUCCCCGCAUAUUUACAACACGGAGGAGCACAUCGACCGGGCAGUCGAAGCUGUUCGGUAUGAGCUGAGUAAAGUCCUAGAGAAGUAAGGCUUAGUUUAAAAGUACUUCAGCAGCUACUUUGAUGUUUUUUAUCAUCACUUUCAAGAAGAGAUGAUCCAAUUUACGAACUAAAGCUAGUGAUAACAGUCUUUUUUUUUAAACCGGACCUAACGUGUUAAUGAAAGUAAACGUGCACGAACUCCGAAUUCGUUUUCAGUAGUACUCAUCAGUUGUGAACUGAACGUCCUUUCCACAUAAAUACUUUAGUAAAAUUACGAUUUGACUUGUACUACAACAACUGUUGAUCAAUAAACUCAGUAACAAUG